AUGAGAAACUUCAUCGUUGGUAACCUCACCCGGUGUAGAUUGUUCACGCGAACAUGGAGGGGCGGAGUGCAUAGGAGGGGGAACGUGUCCACUCGGGUGGAGGAAGAAUAUGUAGAUCGAUUGGUGAGCUGCACUCCAAACGGGAAGCAGAACCAGGGAGACAACUUCAUUGCAGAUGAGAAGACCACACACAACGAUGGCCACAGCACAGCUCAUUACGAUACGCGCAACGACCCUCCCGAAGCCACCUCCACGUCCGACUCCAUACACGUGCGAAAGCAGAGAGACUUCCUUCAAAAAAUUGACGAGAACGACUGCGCCCAGGAGGAGCAUAGCACCGUCAGAAUAUUCAAACAAAGGGAUGCAGAAGCCGAUUCAGACUUCCUCCCCUGCAACGAUAAAUACAACAAGCUUGUUAAAAGGUACAAUGAGCAAAAGGGACUAGCAAAGGGGGGGUCCAAGACGAAGAAAAGUUUCCGAUUUGGACAAAGUGCCCUACCUCCGCAGGACGACGAAAGGAGUCUAUGGGAAAUUUUAAAAGAAAAAGAGGAUUACUUAAGGAAUAAGAAAAAAAUGAAGAAUUAUCAGAAGGAGCUAGAUCAGAAAAUGAGCAGGGAGUAUCACAAAGUUAAAAAGGAGGAGCAGUAUAUGAACUCUGCGGGGGGUAACGCAAGUAAUCGAGUGCAUAAUAGGGGCGGGCGUAGAAGUCCUCCUUCUGACCCAAUUUCCCCAACCCAUGAUGAUAUCGAUCGCUUCUUGUCAGGUGACCAGGACUACACAAAUGAAAUAAAAUCGUAUGAUGAAAUUUACACCGAGUCGUCCCUCCACAAGGGGGAAGCAAAACGGAGGGGCGCAAGUAACAAGGAGGAGAAUGAUGGUAGAGAGAACAACCUUGCUGCCCAAGAAGACGAAGCGGUUCAGCAGGACACGAACGAACUGAAUAUAAACAACAUGAUUCAUGAGGAUCUGACGGAGAGCACCCUUUCUUGUGACCUGAACGAGCGCUACGCAGAACUGAGGAAGAAGAAAGUGGUGAGCGAAUUUUUGGUGGACGAUUUGGAUACGAAGGGGGAGGCCAAUUCCGCAGCUUCUGGGAAGGACUCCCUUUUCGUGAAUGAAAUGGAAGACAUCACUGCGAGGAGGUGCAUUGGGGAGAUAACAAAAGGGGACAACUACCAAUUGGGUAAGGAACAACACAACAACCAAGUAGAGAAGAAACCCCACCACAAUGUGUGUACCGUCGAGGUGACCCCUGCAGAUGGGGUGGAGCGGUUGAGCGGGCAAAGCCUAAGCACCAUCAUCGACGGAAAUAUAGACAACCUGAUAAUCCAGAGGGAAAUAAAAAAAGAAAAAACAGCCAUGGGCAUAAUGACCGUACUUUACAACAACCUGCAAACCUGCGAUAACAUCAACCUCAGUAGCGCACUUAUGAAAAUGUCGAAGCUGAUGGAUUCGUACCAAAAGGGGAGCGUCACAAAGAAUUACAUGUACCUUAAUGUGUUGAAAAAAAUAGAUGAAAAGUUGGGCACCUUUGAAAUGUCCAACUUGGUGCAGAUAUUCUAUGCCUUCGUGAAGGUUGAACACUUCCCCUAUUUUUUCAACGACGUAAUAAAUUACAUGAGCGUUAAGUUGAAGGAUGCAGAGGCAAAACACAUUUGUAGUAUUCUCUACACUUUGAGUAACAUCCUCGUGGAGACGAACGAAAGUCGCGUCUUCAAAAUGAAGGUCAUCGACAUGGUAAAAUCGGACCUGUUAACCACAUCGACAAGUCUGCACCUGAACGAUGUAAUAUCUCUGUUAACCUCUUUAUCCAAAUUGAAGUACAAGGAGGUGAACAGUUAUUACGAAUUGUCCAAGCGGAUUGAGGAAAACGUAGACCAGCUAACCAUGAAAAAUGUGAGCAACAUUUUAUGGGCCUUCAGUCAUAUCAAUUAUACCUCCAAGUUGGUGAAGAAGUUAAAAAAAAUCGUAGAAAGAGACAUACACAAAGCUGAUCAUCUCGAUUUAGUGAACAUAGUUUACUCACUAACCAAGUUGAAUGAAUACGAUGAGUACCUCUACAUGGACGUCUUUUACAAUGCAAUUAAUGUGUACUUACACCACAUGAGUGUGAAAAAUCUGUGCAUCCUUCUAUGGUCCUACACGUAUGUGAAUGCACACAAACCAGACCUCUAUAUAAAUAUACUCACCAAGUUGAAUGAAAAUGUGAAGCAAAUCACCACAAAAGAUAUUGUCUCCAUAUUGACCUGCCUCAGUAGAAUACAAUACAGUUAUAAAUACAAACAUCUCUUCUCCUUUUUGAAAAAUAAAGUUGUAAAAAAUUUGUAUGCCUUCUCUCCUUUGCAAAUCACCAAUGUGAUGUACCAUUCGUCCUUCCUCGAAAUAUAUGACCAUAAAUAUUACUACCUCCUCGUUCAGCAGAUUUUUCAAAUCAGGCACCUUCUUUAUCUAGAAAAUUUAGUUCUCAUUCUUUAUGCGCUCAAAAAUGUCUGUUACUUAAAUGUGCACCAUUUGGACGUCUUCCGAUUAAUUUCACACAUCCUUCACAACGUCAAGCGGAAAUAUAAGUUGCUCUGUGGAGAGGACUGCGUAAACAUCAUGCUCAUAAUUAACGAUCUGGCGAAAUAUGCCCAGCAGGGGUACCUCGUCUGUGCCUCCCCCCCAGCAGGAAGUGCAACGACAGAGGGGGCUUCACCAAUGUUAGACUCCUCCUCUUUGAUAUCCCCACCAAAGCGCUACAUAGACAUAUUUGACGAUAACGUAAAGCUUACCGAUUUGCCUCCCUCCCUUAUGAGCAACAACGAGGAAGAAGUGUACCUGCCACAUAUUAGUGACCUCCUAUAUGAACAAAUAAAAUUGCGCCUGCACAAAUUCUGGCAGCUCAGCAUUAAAGACGUCAACAACUUGCUAAUCAUCAUGAGGGAAAAACGCAUGCACGAUGAUGUUAUUUUAAAUAUGAUCAUGAGGCAAAUUAUUCCCAUCCUUUCGAAAAGCACAAACAUGGAAUUCCUAAUCUUUUUAAGCAACAUUACGGCCAGUAGGUACAUGAAGUUUGUGGCUCUCACACACAUGUCUAGGCGGCCAAAGCUCAUUGGCCUGUUUAAAAAAAAAAUCAAUUCCAUAACGAGCGGUAUACUGAAUAGCUACCAACAGGAGGAGGAUGUAGACUCGUUCGCUUCUUCCCUAAACGGGGCAGACGGUAGUGACCCCUCCGACCAGCGUACCUUACUUACCAUGCGGCACGAAGCACUCACUCAGGAUAGUGUGCCCUGUUUGGGAGAUCACCCAAUUGUACAAACGGGGGAAAGCGUAAAUGGAGUUGCACCCCCAAUGGGAAGUAUACCAACUGCCUACAUUCCGCAUAGCCCCAGCACGGUGGUCGACCUGAACAGCUGUAUUGCCCUCUGUUACGCCUGCUUCAACAUACACUACGAGGACGACAAUAUACUAAAGUUAUACGACUUAGUGGAACACAUGAUUGUGCAGGAAAAAAGACCCAUCUCCUCCUUCAUGCUCAUCAAUUUCAUCUACAUUUUGGCGCUCACAAAUAAUAAGAUGUCUCUGGUACGUAAGCUAUCGCAGGAAUAUAUGCACCACAGGUAUGCGAACGAUCUGGAGAAGAGUUGCGAAGAACGGGGAUCACAACGAAACGUCUUAACCAAGCAUCCAGAUGAACAAGACCAAUGUGACCCCUCAUCGAUGAACCAACCUGUGAGGACCCUACAACGUGCCACCGCCAAAACAUCCUUUAAUUUGUUCUACGAAGAAAAUGAUAAAUUACGCUCCUACCUCCAGAAGGGGGACGAAGAGGCCUCCUUACUACUGCUAAAAAUGGCCUACGUAAACAUUCUCCUAAAUACGUACGAUUACUUGUACCAACUGCUGACUGAAAUUUGUACCUACUCUGACCAGAUCUACACACAUGAGUUUGUUAUGCUGGCUAAACAAGUCUGUUACCACGUCUACAAUUUUGUGGAUUUUUUCUCCAAAGAUAAGGAGGCCAAAUAUGUAUUCAAUAAGGUGGCGCCAAAUGUCUACAUAAAUGAAAACAACAUCUACCUCGACUUGGAUUACGAGCCGUCUCCUGUCAACCUGCAAAUAACUGCUCUGCAAAGCGAAGCAAACAUGGCUGCACAUAGGAUGGAACACACAGCACAGGUCAAUGCACCACCGCAAAAUAAAAAAAUAGCCAAAUCGUUCGAUAACAAUCUGAACAUUGCCAAGUUUUUUUACCACAUACUGAAUUAUAACAUGGACGACGUAAACAUGAGAAAUGACAACUCUACCUCCUCCCGGGAGGAGAGGAAGAAAAUCAAGAUGUUCCACUUUGACCAUGUCAUAUGCGACAUCCUCAAUUUUCUGAACGUACAGUACAAGGGAUCCUACACGCAUGAAAACAUUUACAAAGUGUGCUGUUCCUUUCCGUAUGAGAGGCACUUAAUUGAUUUAAUGUCAUAUGAGGAUGUCCUCUACCCGUCGCACAGACCGCUACUCUCCGCGGACCUGCGUCAGAAGCAGCUGGCCUUGAAGGGCUGGACCGUGCACGCAAUCAAUUUUCGAGACCUGUACAACAGCGUAAAGGACAAAAACGUCAUCUGCUACAUCUUCAAUAUUGUGAAGAAGAUAAAAAAGGAUUUGAAUGAGUUGCCCGAUGAUGAGAAAAAACUGGAGGAAAAAAACUUCUGGGAUAACUUACAGUAUGCCAACAUUUAG
Molecule: messenger RNA, 4713 nt
Organism: Plasmodium coatneyi
Lineage: Eukaryota; Apicomplexa; Aconoidasida; Haemosporida; Plasmodiidae
Exons: 4
Coding region: 1-4713 (1570 amino acids)
Biological process (GO): regulation of mitochondrial mRNA stability
Source: RefSeq, a predicted model, not a curated record